Lachancea mirantina is the source of this 1788-nucleotide messenger RNA. NCBI's taxonomy places the organism in Eukaryota, Fungi, Ascomycota, Saccharomycetes, Saccharomycetales, Saccharomycetaceae. The record is from the annotation of a GenBank genome assembly.
AUGCCGCGAGCGAUCGAGAAAAAGCGAAAAAACUAUUCGCGAAACGGUUGCUCCGAGUGCAGGCAGGUCCACAUCAAGUGCGAUGAGGUGCGGCCCCAGUGCCGAAGAUGUGAGCGCAAAAAUCUCCCGUGCACUUACGAGACGAAAUUCAUAUUUCAAAAGAUAACUCCCAGCCAGAGAAUUGCUGGAACCAGUGCGUUAGCUACUUAUUUACCAAACCAGAUUGAAUCUGAGAACCUGCCUCUUGCUCCAGAGCCUGCUCGUCAUGCCGAAUAUUCCGUCGACCCACUAGGCCUGAGCCAGUACAUCUACAUUUCCCCGUCCGACCUGGAGUAUCUAAACACGCUUCAGGCGAACGAGAUUCCGGAAGGAGCUGUCGAGACGGCGCCGCAAGAGGUCCGUGUUGACCUUUUCGAUCUCAAAUGGAGAUCCUCGUCCAAGCAUGACUUUUGUCAAGCGCUCUGCGAAAACGACUUUGUUGCUCGGCUGUCGAACGACCUAGAUCUUGAAUUAGAUCCAUCAGCGCUCGUGAGCGACCAAAACCUGAUUAAUUUUACCUGGACGGUUGCGAGAAACACCUUCUGCGCUGGAAACUUCGCCAUGUUUCCGGACGAGCACCUAGCGGCGAUGCUCACGGGGUUGGUAUCUCUUAGCGGGAAAUUCUCCGUUGUUCAGAGCGCCAUAAUGUACGAUUGCGCCAUGUUCAUGAGGGAUCUAUAUCAACAAGAGAAAGAAAAGCGGCUCUCACUCAUAUGGGAUAGGUUUGUGAGGAUUCCGUGCUUCAAGAAAUGUCUCGAGCCUCUCAGCGAGCGACUCGAACAGUCUCUGGACUACGACGAGCUUGUCGCGCUCACUUUCGUAAUCAUUUUACUCUUCUCCGCCAACAGCGCCAACAGAAGCAACGACUGGAGAAUCCAUCUUACAGGCUGUUACCAACUCAUAGCGAAACUGGAACAUUUGAAACCGGACAGUGUCUCUGAGACUGGAUUCACUUCGCAACUGCAUGAUCAUAUCAAGGAUUGGUUCUGCCAUGCUCAAAUCAUAGCCAGUAUUAGUUCUGACAAUGGAGGUGCCAUCGGUCACGCUGGAAAGGUGAUCCAAAUUCUCAAAGACGCACCUUAUUCCGCUUUGAACGUACUCGAUAAUCGCAUGGAUCUUCUCAAAGGUUACCAGACACAGCUCUACCCGAUACUCACCGACAUUACAUUUGAAUUUGAGAGAUACAGAGCUGAUGGGGUCCUCCUAGGUGGUUCCAACAUCCUUAAAUUUAAACUCGAAAACGCGGACGCCUCUAUUACUCGACACUUGCAUGAAUUCGGUGAAAACCUUAUCAGAAGGCUCAACUCUUUGCCCACAUACUACAGCCCAAAUGCCAAAGGAAAUUGGGAAAUUCAAGACUUCAAAUUACAACUUUCCUUCAAAAGGUCCUCAGAGGCCUAUCGUCUGGCACUCGAGCUUUACGUCAAGACUUUUUUCUUCACCUCGUUCGAUGAAUCCGACAUCGAUCAACUCUUCGAAAAGAUCUUAGAAGCGCUGUUUUCAAUGCCUUACUUGGAUAGCGUAGGAAUGGCAUGUCAUUGGCCAAUCUACGCAAGCGCUUUGGCCAGCAUUUACCACCGGAAGGACAAAUUUUACUUUUAUUUCAUUGAAAGCUUACUUUGCAUUGGGUCCAAAGGAUUUCAAGGUGCGUUCAAUUCCAUCGAGCGACUCUCGUAUCUGCGCGAGGUCCAUUCUAAAAAUGGUCUUACAAACCUGAUUAAUAGUGCCCACGAUUUCACAGCAUACUAA